GACCAACACGGAGACGGCGACGGCGACCAACACGGCGACGACGACCAACCGUGAGUAACCCUAGACUUUCCAGAUCCCCCUGAUUGGGACAGCCCCAAGCAAGGUUUGGAAUAGCCCGAUGAAGGCGGCGUCGGGGUCAAGCGCAACCGGCAACGAUGUGGAGGAGCUCCCCCUUGUUGAUUGCCCAGAUUGUGGGAAACAUGUGAUUAAGCUACGAAGCAAGCAAGCGGCGACAUAUGGCAGAGUGUUCUACAAGUGUGAGGAGAAUGUGAAGGAUGAUCCAUUGACUUGUGGAUUCUACAAAUGGGAGAACGAGUACAGGUCGUGGCUGCGGCGUAAACGUUUGCUGGAAGAUGUUGCCGUGCCCUGCUCUUCUGACGACAAGUUCCACAGUGGUCACAAUGGAGAAGUGAAGCAACAAAUUUUGGAAUUGAAGCAUGAGAUUGCCCAUCUGACAAAUGAAAUCAGGGAGUUGAAGCAGCAAAUUGUGUCGUUGAGGAUAAUGUUGUGCAUAGGGAAGAAAGGAGUUGUUAUUGACAGUGCAUUAUGA
Molecule: messenger RNA, 550 nt
Organism: Phragmites australis (common reed)
Lineage: Eukaryota; Viridiplantae; Streptophyta; Magnoliopsida; Poales; Poaceae
Exons: 3
Coding region: 119-550 (143 amino acids)
Molecular function (GO): zinc ion binding
Source: RefSeq, a predicted model, not a curated record